This is a messenger RNA of Pelobates fuscus (common spadefoot toad), 1855 nucleotides long. RefSeq names its product RAB3A interacting protein (gene RAB3IP). Gene Ontology annotation, molecular function: guanyl-nucleotide exchange factor activity. The transcript has 11 exons. Gene Ontology annotation, biological process: exocytosis. Lineage: Eukaryota; Metazoa; Chordata; Amphibia; Anura; Pelobatidae. The record is from RefSeq and is a predicted model, not a curated record. Gene Ontology annotation, cellular component: Golgi to plasma membrane transport vesicle. Bases 161 to 1528 code for a protein of 455 amino acids.
CGGACUCCACCCAGAAUCGCCGUGCCUGUUGUCUCCUUUGCCUUUGUGCACCUGCCCGUGCACGGGACCGCGCAGCGCGGGCACGCACCCUAUCCCCGUUUGUUCUGUGGACUCGGGAGAGCCGUGCGGCACAGACAGGUGUCUGGAUGAUGUGUUUACUAUGGCCAGCGACCCUCUGGAAGGCUUUCACGAAGUGAAUCUUGCAUCCCCUACGACUCCAGAUCUUGGCGUGAAUGAUAUUAAGCCUCAGGAACCAACUACCUCACCCAAUGUAAUUUACAGACCCCAUUUAAGUGUAAACGCAAGUACUAUUCAGCCGAAUACUCUAAAUGCAUCAGACCUACCUACACAACCUGUGUACUCCUCUCCAAGGCAUCUCAACUGUGGGGACACUUCUGGGAAAAGCACCAUACUAACGGAUACAUGUUCUACCUCUGGAUGCCAGACAUGCUCUCCCAAACACAGCAGAAGAAAGGACAGCAACCGCGCAGAGAGAGAGUUUCUGCAAGGUGCUACGGUGACCGAUGUUGUGGAUGGGACAGAUGAUGUGCUCGGAUGGAGUACCGACAGCCUGUCCCACCUACGGAGUCCUUCUGUCUUGGAAGUGCGAGAGAAAGGAUAUGAACGGCUAAAAGAAGAGCUGGCCAAAGCUCAGAGAGAGCUGAAAUUAAAAGAUGAAGAAUGCGAACGACUUUCAAAAGUGCGUGACCAACUCGGUCAGGAGCUCGAGGAGCUUACAGCAAGUCUAUUUGAGGAAGCACACAAAAUGGUCCGAGAGGCAAAUGUUAAGCAGGCAGCAGCUGAGAAACAGUUGAAGGAAGCACAGGGGAAGAUUGAUGUGUUACAGGCUGAGGUAGCAGCGCUAAAAACUCUUCUGUCCACCUCCCCAACAUCUCCUUCAAAAGAUUCUCAGCCAGGUGGAAAGAUUCCAUUCAAGAAGGGCCAUGCAAGGAACAAAAGUACAAGCAGUGCGAUGGGGGCUUCCUCCUUGGACCUCAGUGUAGUGCAGCCAAUUGUCAAGAAAAGCAAGGAGAUUGAUCCAACAUUAUAUAAUGAAUUCAAAGCAUGGAGAGAAGAUCCUUUGAUGGCCAGAACUUGUCCGUUUUUAGAAAGGAUAUAUCAGGAGGACAUCUGUCCAUGUUUGGCUUUCCCCAAACGUGAGUUGGCAGACGCUGUCCUGGAGGCCGUGGAGAAUAAUACACUGAGCAUUGAACCUGCUGGUCUGCAACCUGCUCGAUUCGUGAAGGCAUCAGCUGUUGAAUGUGGUGGAUCAAAGAAAUGUGCUCUCAGCGGACAAACAAAAAACUGUAAACACCGAAUCAAGCUUGGAGACUCCAGCAAUUAUUAUUAUAUUUCCCCAUGUUGUAGAUAUAGGAUUACCUCUGUUUGUAAUUUCUUCACGUAUAUCCGAUAUAUCCAUCAAGGACUUGUAAAGCAACAGGACGUUGAACAGAUGUUCUGGGAGAUUAUGCAACUAAGAAAAGAAAUGUCGCGGGCAAAACUUGGCUUUUUCAAAGAUGACCUUUAAUAAACACAAAAGAAUGAAAUACACCUGGAAUUCAAUUUUCUUACUCUAGGCCAGUGGAAGGCACAUUACAGCACAGUGUGUGUGUGUGUGUGCGUGUGUUACAUGUCCCUGCCAGUGAAGUGACUCUGUAUUGAAAACAUUUUUAUUUUUAAUUUUUUUCUCUGUACUUUGCAAAUUGCACUACUGAGAAAUAAUGUGAUAUCUUAUGAAAAUCCUAUGUGCGCUUGCAAGAGACUAUUUGCUGCUCAGAUACUGACCAUCAGCUGCAGGCGUCCUCAUCUGUAAACUGUUGCAAAUUCUAAGAAAUAAAUGGUAGUUUGAAGGACA